Messenger RNA from Anolis sagrei ordinatus, 1534 nucleotides. The record is from RefSeq and is a predicted model, not a curated record. NCBI's taxonomy places the organism in Eukaryota, Metazoa, Chordata, Lepidosauria, Squamata, Anolidae.
GAUGAAGGCCCUCCUGGGCGUCUGCUGCUGCUGCUGCCGCCAUCCACAGGUGCUGUGGGCCGCCCUGGCCGCCUCCAUGACCAUCGGCUUCGCUCUGCAGCUUUUGGGGGUCUCCUUCCAGAAGAGGGAGCCCCUCCCGCAGCAGCUGCCCCCCUCCCCCAGCCCCACUUGCCGGCCGCGUCAGCACGUGGUCUUCCUGAAGACGCACAAGACGGGCAGCAGCACGGUGGUCAACAUCCUGCACCGCUUUGGGGACCUGCGCGGCCUGCGCUUCGCCCUGCCCGCCCGCUACCAGUUCAGCUACCCCAGCCCCUUCCAGGCCCGGAGGGUCAAGGGGUGGCACCCCCGCGGGCGACCCUUCGACCUGCUCUGCCACCACAUGCGCUUCAACCUGCCCGAGGUGCGGAAGGUGGUUCCUGGGGACAGCUUCUACUUCUCGGUGGUGCGGGACCCGGUCUCCUUGGCGGAGUCGGCCUUCUCCUACUUCCGCGGGGUGGCCUCCGCCUUCCGCCACGCGCCCUCCCUGCCCGCCUUCCUGGCCGCCCCGCAGCGCUACUUCCGCCCGGGCGAGCGCGGCAACCACUACGCCCGCAACCUGCUGUGGUUCGACUUUGGCCUGGACCCCCCCUCGGCUCCCGGCCCGGCCCCCAUCCGCGAGGCCCUGGCCCGGCUGGACCGCACCUUCGACCUGGUGCUGGUGACGGAACACCUGGACGAGUCGCUGGUGCUGCUGGCGGAGGCGCUGUGCUGGGACCUGGAGGACGUGGUGGCCUUCCGGCACAACCUGCGCAGCCCGCGGGCCCUGGGCCCCCCCUUGAGCCCCUCGGAGGCGGCCCGGCUCCGCGCCUGGAACCACCUGGACUGGCAGCUCUACUCCCACUUCAACGCCUCCUUCUGGGCCCGCGUGGAGCGCUUUGGGCGGGGGCGCAUGGCGGGGGCGGUGGGGCGGCUGCGGGCGCUGCGGGCGGAGCUGGAGGGGCGCUGCCUGCGGGGAGGGGGCCCCCUGGAGCCCACCCACAUCCCCGACCAGGCCGCCCGGCCCUUCCAGUUCGGCCAGGCCCCCAUCCUGGGGUACGCCCUGCGCCCCGGACUCCGGCCCCCCUGGACCCAGCGCUGCCGCCGACUGGUCACCCCCGAACUCCAGUACAAGGACCUGCUGGACGCCAAGCAGUUCCCCCCCCUUGCCGCCCGGCCGAACGCCACCCGCCCCGGCCCCGCCUAGCCAACCUUUACACUGCCAGGUGUGGCCGAAGGCUUUCUUGCACAGCCAGAAGAACUGGAGAAUUGUGUGGUUUGCGGGCUGUGCUCUCGCAGCAUUUGCUCCUGACAUUUCCCCUCCAUCUGAGGCCAGUGGCAUCUGCAGAGGAUCUGAUGCGAGUCAAGCAAGUGGAGGAUAGAUCUAUUAGGCUUGGGCAAUCCAUGGUUCUAAAUGGUUCUAAAGUACUUACAAAACUAAAGUUCUGGUGGUGAAAAUUUCAGAACUCUAACAAAACUCUCAAAAUUUCAUAAUAAAUGGCAGUUCCUAAUUGGUUCU